Messenger RNA from Stegostoma tigrinum, 7510 nucleotides. It is a transcript of the gene lamb2l, whose product is annotated as laminin, beta 2-like. The record is from RefSeq and is a predicted model, not a curated record. NCBI's taxonomy places the organism in Eukaryota, Metazoa, Chordata, Chondrichthyes, Orectolobiformes, Stegostomatidae. Gene Ontology annotation, cellular component: laminin trimer. Bases 299 to 5812 code for a protein of 1837 amino acids. The transcript is spliced from 35 exons. Gene Ontology annotation, biological process: substrate adhesion-dependent cell spreading; cell migration; basement membrane assembly.
UUUCAAUCGCAACGUUUUUGUUACUUGAAGCUGUCUUGGGAUCCGGGGAUCUGUGAGGGGAAAGAUCUCUCCGGAUCCCUGCCUGCCGGCGACAGGAUCCACUUCUUGAGGAUCAGGUGGUUCUCUCAGCCCCUCGGGGAUUUUCCAGUGGAUCACUUCACUUUGUGAUCUGCUGGAGGUGUUAUUGGUGUCAGGAGGAGGAACUGCGCCCGAUUAUUGUGUCGUGAACCAACCGAUUAAUGUCCCUGGAUUUAAAGUUGUGUCUUGCGGAAGGAGGAAUUGGCUGUAACCAUUCAGAAUGACAUUAUCGCUAGUCCUGUUGGUGUUCGCAGUGAGCAGCUUUGCUCAGGAUCUCCCGUCCUUACCUCAUGGAUGUACAGAGGGAAGCUGUUACCCAGCAACCGGUAACCUCCUGAUUGGACGAGCUAACAACCUAACUGCCUCAUCUACCUGUGGGCUAGAGCAGCCGAGUGACUACUGUAUUGUCAGCCACCUCCAGGAAGUGGAGAAAUGUUUCCAGUGUGAUUCCACAAUGCCAUACGAUUCUUUGAGAAACAGGAAUAGUCACCGGAUAAAGAAUGUGAUCUAUCUGACUGAUCAGAUGGAGGACAAGACCUGGUGGCAGUCAGAAAAUGGGGAAGAGAAAGUCAGCAUCCAGCUGGACCUAGAAGCUGAAUUCCAUUUCACACACCUCAUCAUGAAAUUCAAGACAUUUCGCCCAGCUGCCAUGUAUAUUGAGAGAUCUUCAGACUUUGGCCGGACGUGGAAGGUGUAUCGUUACUUUGCUUUCAACUGCACAGUUUCCUUCCCUCAUAUCCCCGCCGGCCCCCUGAGGGGGAUUGAUGAUGUUAUUUGUGACCAUCGUUACUCAGACAUCGAACCGUCUACAAAUGGCGAGGUUAUUUACAAAGUGCUAGACCCUGCCAUCAAGGUGGCUGAUCCCUACAGCCUGGAGAUUCAAGAUCUCCUAAGAAUUACUAACUUGAAAAUACACUUCACCAAACUGCACACUCUUGGAGACAACCUACUAGACAGGCGAAUGGAGGUCCUGCAGAAAUAUUAUUAUGCUUUGUUUGAACUGGUGGUCCGGGGCAGUUGCUUCUGUUAUGGCCAUGCUUCGGAGUGCUCUCCAGUGGCUGGGAUUCAAGAAGGAGUUCCUGGAAUGAUUCACGGGAGAUGUAUCUGUAAGCACAACACUAAAGGGUUAAACUGCGAGCAAUGCAAGAACUUCUACCAAGAGUUGCCGUGGACACCAGCGGAGGUGGAUAACCCACACGCCUGCAAAGAGUGUAACUGCAACAACCAUGCGACCAGCUGCCACUUUGACAUGGCUGUAUACAUCGCUACGGGAAACCUGAGUGGAGGUGUGUGUGAAGACUGUCAACACAACACAAUGGGCAGGAACUGCCAGCUGUGCAAGCCCUUUUAUUACCGCAAUCCCACAGCAGACAUCCGCUCUGAGGACACCUGUAUCUCAUGUGACUGUGACCCUGUUGGAUCCCUGGAGGGUGGCAUCUGUGACAGUGACACGGAUCUGGACUAUGCCAUCAUUGGGGGGCAGUGCCGCUGCAAGGAGAAUGUGAGAGGUGCUCGCUGUGACAGCUGCAAAGCGGGAUUCUAUGGUCUCAGCGUGGACAAUCCGCACGGCUGCCAGGCCUGUAGGUGUGACCCUCGGGGCGUUAUCAUGAGUACGGCUCCCUGUGAUGCGAUCAGUGGUGACUGUUUCUGCAAACGAUAUGUGGCAGGACGUUACUGUGACCUCUGCCUGCCAGAAUACUGGGGACUCAGUAACGACCUGGCAGGUUGCAGGCAGUGUGACUGUGACUUUGGAGGGGCCUACAGUAACAGAUGUUCCAUGGAGACCGGGCAGUGUGAUUGUCGGCCCAACAUUGUCAACAGGCGCUGCCAGGACGUUGAGCCCGGUUUCUUCUGUAUGCCUUUGGAUUUCUAUACCUACGAAGCAGAGAACGCUGAGCCCCGGGCACCUACUGACCAACUCCCUGGGUCAAUCAAGCACCAAGUGAAUGGCAACUGCAUUAAUUUCACCCUCCGGCACGGGCUGGAAGUCCAAGAGAUUGUCAGGCGGAGGAGGCAACACCGUCAGGCAUCCUAUGCCCGGGCAUUGAGACAUCGCCAUCGAAAAAUCCGCCAACAAAAGGCACACGUGGAAGUUGUUAACCGGAAGCGGCCACCGCACCAGAUGAUCACUUGGAGCGGCCUGGGAUUUGCUCGGGUCCAGGAUGGAGCAGGGUUGUUAUUUCACAUCAGUAACAUCCCGUACGCCAUGGAUUAUAAUGUGAUGGUGCGCUAUGAGCCUGAGUCUGCAGAAGACUGGGAGGCAAUAAUUAGUAUUCACACUGUGGGCUUACCCAUCAGUCAUCGUUGUGGCAAUCUCCUUCCUCAUGGCCAACCUUACAGAGUGGCACUGCAUCACACAGAAAGGUAUGUCAUGGUUCCGACUCCCUUCUGCUUUGAGCCUGAUAUCCGUUAUGAGAUCAGUGUCAGGUACCAGCGACUCCGGGCUCCCCAGUGGAACGCAAACAGUUACCUCUUGGUGGAUUCUUUGGUUCUAUUGCCCAAGUAUUCUGAGCUGCCAGGGUUUGCUGGCACAGAUCCAGUUGCAGUACAUCACCGGGAGGAGAUGGUUCGCUACAUGUGUCUGGACUCCUUUAUGAUGGCCAGCAUGCCAAUGUUGGCCGAGAUGUGUGUCAGGCUGAUCUGCAGCAUCUCCGCUAUCAUGCACGACGGUGCUCUGUCUUGCCAGUGUGAUCCACAGGGAUCCAUCAACGCUGUCUGUGAGAAGAUUGGAGGACAGUGUGAGUGCAGGAACAAUGUGAUAGGUCGACAAUGUGACCAAUGUGCUCCUGGCUACUAUGGCUUUGGACCCUAUGGCUGCUCUCCGUGUGACUGCAAUCCUGAAGGAUCAGUCCACAGCAUGUGUGACCAGACGACUGGUCAAUGUGACUGUCGGGCAGGGGCAAGGGGUCGUCAGUGUGACCAGUGUUACCCACAGCUCUGGGGUUUUCCAACCUGCCAACCCUGCCACUGCAAUGGACACUCGGAGGACUGCGAUUUCCAAACCGGAGCGUGCCUGAACUGUCGGGACAACACAUCUGGACAGCAUUGCCAAAGAUGUUCGGAAGGUUACUAUGGAAACCCGGUUCUGGGCUCUGGAGAGCAAUGCAGACCCUGCCCGUGUCCCCAUUAUCCAGGGAGUGACCAUUACCAUGGAGUGUCCUGUCACGCAGACCUUGAUUCUGAUCAGAUUGUGUGUUACUGUAAAACAGGGUACACAGGGUCUCGCUGUGAUGUCUGUGCGCCCGGUUACUAUGGUAACCCUGGGGUACCAGGAGGGAAAUGCUGGCCUUGUCAGUGCCGCAGUAACAUUGACUUGACUGAUCCUGGAUCUUGCCACCCAGACACAGGACAGUGCUUAAAGUGCCUCUAUAACACUGAUGGCCCUCACUGCCAGGCCUGUAAGGCCGGUUACUACGGCAACGCCCUCAUGCAGGACUGCAGGAGCUGUACCUGCAACUUUCAGGGCACACUGGAGUCGGAGUGUGUUUCCAGAGAGUACUGUCACUGUGAUCAGAUUACAGGACAGUGCCCUUGCAGAGAGAAUGUCAUCGGACUGAACUGUGACCAGUGCAGACAAAACUACUGGAACUUUGGCAGUUUGCGAGGAUGUGAGCCGUGUCGGUGUCAUCCUGAAUAUUCACGUACUCCACACUGCAACAUGUUCACAGGCCAGUGCGAGUGCCACCCGGGAAGGGGAGGUCAGACCUGCUCGCAGUGCAGGGAAGGUUACUGGGGCAAUCCCGGUCUGGAAUGUCAGGCAUGUGACUGUGAUCUGGACGGUUCAGAGACACAGCAAUGUGAUCGAUCUACGGGCCGCUGUCUCUGUAGGGAGGGUUACACAGGCCCUCGGUGUGGCCAGUGUAGCCGCGGUUACCAUGGACGUUCUCCGAGCUGUACUCGAUGCCACUCCUGCUUCGAUUUGUGGGACGAGGAGGUAAAGCAGCUAGGGGAGAGGCUGCGUGCUCUCAAGGAGGCAGUGCACCGCAUCACUAUGUCUGGGGCAACUGGAGCAGAGAACAACAGGCUCCAGGAGCUGGAGAAAAUGCUACGAGAAGUAGAGGCAAUGGUCAACGAGGAACAUGUCACCAGUCCCAGAGUUUUGGAACAGCUCAACGAUCUGGCCGACCAUCUCAGGGACGAGAUGAAGCAACUGUCACGGAGAAUGGAUACUCUGACCGAAGAUACAGCCAGGACACAGUCAGAAAACAGCGAAACAGAAAGGGACGUAAAGCAGCUGGAGGAGGAUUCGAGGAUCCUGAACAUUUCACUCAUUGAGAAAACAAAGGAGCUGCAGAAAUUUAUCAUGUCAAACUUCAAAGAGCUCUAUGAUUCAAUGCUCAAGUAUUACCAGGAAUCCUGUGAAGCUGAGAGUGUGGUGAAUGGAUCAGUGUAUGGUCCGUAUAGCCCAGUCUCACAGUCAGAGGACACAAGGCGUGAAGCAGAGAGACUUCUUCAGGAACAGGAAAACACCUUUCGAAAGUCAAUGGCUGCUCAGAGGAAGCAGCUGAAGGAUUUGGAGAAUAAAGUCAAGGAGCUAACUGUGGAAAGCAUCAAUGAGAAGGUCUGUGGUUCGUCCAGGGGCCAGAGCUGUGAUUCGGACCCGUGUGGAGGUGCUAACUGCCUGGACGAUGCAGGGAAUCGUCACUGUGGAGGGGAGAACUGCCCUGGAGCUCUCAGUAAAUCUACGGAGGCUCUACAGAGAGCAACCAACUCAAGCAUCAUGCUGCAGAACAUUCAGAAUGAACUCGACUCGGUCUCUCAAAGGAUUGAGGAGGUACACAGCCAAGCAAACAAGGCGAAAUCCAAAGCUGCUGAAACGCUGCAGAAAGCCGCCAGCACAAAAAACCUCAUCACAGACACAGUGAACGAUCUACGCAAAUUCAUUAAGGCGGUGAAAGACUUUCUCAAUGAGGAAGGCGCAGACCCAGAAAGCAUUGAGCUGUUGGCCAACAUGGUCCUGAACAUCUCAUUCCCUGUCAGCUUGCUGGACAUUCGCAAGAUCCUGCAGGACAUUAAAGACACCAUGGCACACAUCAAGGACGUGGACACAAUCCUCAACGACACAUCGCGGAAUCUGCAGGUCGCUCAGCAACUGGCGCAGCAGGCUGAGAAAGUGAAAAUUCGAGCUACAGAGGUGAAAGGUGAAGUAACUGAGGCAAAGCUCACUAUUGAAGAUGCAAAAUCCAAGGUGGCUUUAGCUGAGAAAUCACUGGGCAAGGCCAAAAAUGACACUUCUGGUGCUGAGGAUUCUAUCAGGAAGCUGGACAAUUUUCUGAACGUCAUCGAGAGUCAAUUGAUGGAAAUGAUGGAUCGAUUCAUGAACCUGUCAACUGGAGUCCAAAUGUUGGAAAACCAAACCAUUGCCAACAGGAACAAGGCACAAGACUUACAGAGUGAAGCUGCUGCCAUUCGAAAGAGGACCGACCGACUGCACAAUAAUGACCUGAAGGAGGUGGAGAGGCUUUACGAGAAGCUGAAAGACAAAAUCAGCUCGCUGGGUAACGGUACUGAAGAUGGGAAUGAAAGAGUGAAGAAAAUCAAAGAGGAGGCAGAGAAACUGAGAAACCGUGCGACAGACAGCCUGGCAAGGCUGAACGCUUUGGAGAAGAAGUUUAACAGAAAUAAGCGAGUGAUGACAGGGAAGUUAGACAUGUUGCAGGAUUUGGAAAAGAACGUCACAGAUCUGCUGGAAUACAUCCGGGAAAGGUCACAGUAUUAUGGAUUUUGCUCAUAACGGAGGCUCUGGCUGUCUGUAGAUUCUCCUGUUUCUGUCUCUGAUUCAGCUCCUAUUCCCGAACUUCUAUUUGGCAGCUGCUGCAACAGGUGAUUUUGGUGCCUCCUGUCUGCUUCUGACGGGGGUAUGACUGACCUGUACUGCCUCGCCACCCUGAUGCCUGUAAAAAUGCACAUGCCAGCUGAUGGGCUGCAGAAGGCAUAGUAGCCCAUAGCCUGGGUUGGUACUUUGUUUCUUCGCUUACAGCUGAAACUUUAUCCAGACAGAAAUGUGUGGGCCCUGUGUUUUUUGUUGUUUGUUGUGUCUGUCACAUAUUGUUAUCUUGCUUUAAAAUACAAACUGUACGCUGAAACAUUUGACGCUGUUAAUUAUGUAGCAGAAUGAGUCCAGCGCUCUCUUCAAAAUCUGCUUCAAAGUGUCAAAUCGAUUAGUGUCUCACAAUUCCGUUGGGUUUGAUUUUUGUGAUAUUUUUCUCCAGAGUAUUUCCCUCGCCCACACUGGUCUGUCUUGUUUUCCUGCUGAUAGCAGUAUCAAAGGUUCCCUCACACCUCCCACUCUCCCGGCUCACUGGAAGUGACCCAAGGACCCAACCCCCCCCCCCCCCCAACCCCAGUCUCUGCAUUUCAGCCCUGGUGUGCUGCAUCCCUCUCCCUGCUGCUUAUGUCGAACACUGUGGGGUGGGGGCUAUUCAGUAAUAGAAGGUGUCUCAGGAGCAGAUUGUAUUCUGCAGCCAGUGUACAGUGUCCCCAGCCUGCCCUACACAAAGCCACAGGCAUGUGCCACCCUCCCCCAUGUUAACGGGCAUCAUGGGGGAGCAGAACUUAAUGUUCUUCUCUCGGGGUGGGGGCACUUAAUCAGCUCGGCAGGUGGUGAAUGGGGACUCCUGUCUUCCUGCCUCCAAGCAGAUUGAGUCCCCAUCAGAGCCUCCCACAGCCCCACCAACUUGAGCCCUUUAACUGCGGGGAACGAGGUAUUUGUUUAUUUGGAGCACCCUACCCAUCAGGUCUGACCGCAGCCUGUGGGAUAUCUGGCACAUUUAGCCAUAGGUAAACAUAGCAAAGUGACUUAAGGUAGGCAUUACAUAGAAUAAAAUAUCAGAGAGAGCCUGGCCAUUCAGCCCAACUCUGUGCUGCUGUUUAUACUUCACGAUGCUUGACUCUUAACUUCCCUCUGAAAUGGCCACUCAGUUCAAGGGCUAUAAGGGAUGAUCAGUAUGCUGGCCCAGCCAAUGACACCCACAUCCUACAAACAUACAAAAUAAAUCCGCAGUAACAAAGUGUGGAGCUCCACACUUUGUUAUCUUGGAUUCUCCAGCAUCUGCAGUUCCCAUUAUCACAAAAUAAAUCCGCACUUUGAUUUUAUUGGCAACCGGUUACUGAUUUGUACAGGUACAGGAGGGGCUGCUUCAGGCUAGAGUCCUUGGAGGGCCUGAAAUGUAACUGUUCACUUGGGGUUUUUUGUGCCCAGCUGUCUAUUAGUGCCUUUCAAUGAGACUAUGAAAACUGUAAACAUCUCUCAAAUCUUAUCACAUGGUUCUCAAUGAACCUGAAACAUUUACUGCAAAGAAAAUACUGCUCUGUUACUUUGUAUUUAUGAAAGUGGGAGAAAAUAGUAUUUGGUUUGACACAUAAUUGCAGACAGUGUAUUACCAUACUCCAACCGCAUUAAACCAUAAAUAAAAUGAAUAUUUUUAAAUAA